UGAGAAAUCACAAGUUGUUGCUGAGAGUUGUUUUUUUUAUUUUUUUUAUCUUGUUAAAAGGUGCCACCUACAAGUGUAGACGCAGAAGCAGAACGAUGCACACCACAUCACGACAGACAACACGGGCCAAAAGAGAGAUCUUCCCACCAUUUAAAGAUCUCAUGAACCGGACUCCAGACAUUUCCACAGAUCAAGAGAGAGAGAAGCAGUCGAAAGCAUCAUCAAACGUCCCUCAGAAGGUGGCAAUGCUUUUCAAGCAAAUACGUAACUUUCUUCAAGAAACUGCAGUUUUCAGCUCUUUCCCCAUGAGUCUCUCGUUAAUUGGAUUUGAGGAGUUGAUGGAGCUAAACGUUUUUGAAUGCCCGUGCAGACAUGAUCUGAAUAUAUGGCUAACAGCAUCUAUUUUUGUUGGUCCUCCUUUUUUCAUUUUUGCUUUCAUGUAUUAUGUUUUAAGACCUUUUAAACAUGAUUGGUUUCGUUGUUCUCAAGAAGAGAAUGAAGAUACUCGGCAGAACUGGCCUAAAGCUUUAGCACAUUGUCUGAUGCCAUCUUUAAUGUGGGUCAUCAUCUUGUUUCUUGAUGGCGAUUAUGUUGCUUGUGCCAUGACAGACUGGAAGGGAGUUUAUGUGUUUGAUCAGGAACUCAACAGGUCGUGGUGUAAACCUACUGCAGGGACGCGAAAUGAGGCAGAGCUGCGAGAUAUGAUUCGGCAAAAUAUUAAUUACUCACGGAUAUCAGGGUAUUGCGUGAGCCUCCUCUUAAGUGUAUUGACAAUAACCUUAAUGGUUAUUUAUGACUGCUACAUAAGUGGAAAAUGUGACUGCUGCAGCAGACGAACAGCAAAGACACGGAGUGAAGAAGAAGGUGCUGCUACAAUGGGACAGGAACUGCAAGAGGCAGGGUGUUCUGCUACAAUGAGAGAGCAAGAAUCAGAAAGUUCUGCUACAGUGGGACAGAAACAACAAUGGUCCGGGAGUUGUGCUAAAGCUAAUUGGUUUGGGAGUUCUGCUAGAGUGGGACAUGGACAGCAAAGGUCAGGGAGUUCUGCUCCAAUAGAUUCUGCUACAAUGACGCCGGAACAGCAAAAUCUACUGCUGGCCCAAAAUCCAUUGCCAGACCAGAGACAAUACAAUGACAGCUGUCAAAUGAGCCUUUUAAACAAACCCAACACAAAGGCCUUCUCCUAACAAAUAACCAGCUAUUAACAUUUAAUUUUCACUCUCUUCCUUAACCAAAACUCUCAUAUGCCAUCAGAUUUCUUCAAAGUAAUGCAAUUGCUCUCAAAACAACUAACAGCCAUCUAAACACAGGCUUAUUUUAAUCAAACAGUUCAACUUUACUGCAAAAUGAAGCACUGGAUUUUUUUCUAAUAAUGCAUUUAUUAAAAGUACAUUUUAACAUCAAAACUAUAAGUGUAUUCUAUAUCUAUUGAUUAUAAAACACAUUCAGCGAUGGAUGCACGAUAAUGAAAAUACACAUUUAUCUAACACCUAUCACCCAUGUGACAAAUUAAACUAAUACAACUAAUCAUAUACUAAUGAAAAUACUCAUUUAUCUAACACCUAUCACCCAUGUGACAAAUUAAACUAAUAAAACUAUAAAAUCAUAUACUAUAAAAUAAAAUAAAAAAUAAAGAAAGAAAGAUACUUAAAAUCUGGUUGUGCCACCUUUAGCAACAAAAUCUGCAAAGAAAUGCUUCUGAUAACUAGAGAUCAAUCUAGUACACCAUUGUGGUAGAGUUUUGGCCCAUUUUGCACACUCUUCUUUGCAGAACUGCAUUAGUUCAGCCACAAUUCUUGAUAUACUCCUGUCUCAACAUCUACACAGGCCUCUCCCUUUGUCACUGGUGGUGGUGUUCUGGACCACCAUGUCAACAAUGCUCCUGUUCCAUUCAGAAUAAUCUGGAUUGUCUGCCUGAAUGUUCUCAAACUUAAAUUCUGAAAAAAAUGUUUGGACAUUUACAGUAAAGAAUAUGUUGUUUUCCCAGAAGGACUGAAAAUCUGUACUAUCAGCAGUCAUAGUACUUUAUAAGUGUAUUGGCAUAGUAACCUUUUAUAUAUAUAUAUAUAUAAAUCUGUUUGCUAGCUUCUCUAAAGGAAAGACCAUGAUUUUUGUUACAUGGUCAGUUAGGGUAAUUCUGAUUUCAUUUGAAAUCAGCUAUCAGUUUAAGGCCAACUGAAAAUAUACGAUGUAAAUCACAGAGUACAUAAAUGUUUGUGAGUUGUAUAAAACCAAAGGAGAUACAACUGCUUUUUUUCAGAUAUUUUGAAGUAUUGGUUGGUUGUAUUAACUGUUUUGAAAACAUUUGAGAUUUUUGUGCAGUGUUUUGAGAAAAUUCUUAGCGUGAUUUGUAAUUUGUAUGAAAUGAAUGAAAACUUACAAUCUGUUUAGGACAAUUAAAAAGUGUUCAGAUCACUGUGUGAACUGUUUUGAGAACAGUGACCUGAGUUCGGAGACAUGUCAAACUGGUAAUAUUGUGAAAUAAUAAAAUGAAGAAUGUUUGUAAUAAUGAAUAAUGUCUGUAAUAUUCAAUUUAAUGCAUCUUUGCCAAA
Onychostoma macrolepis is the source of this 2552-nucleotide messenger RNA. RefSeq lists its product as uncharacterized. The transcript is spliced from 4 exons. Lineage: Eukaryota; Metazoa; Chordata; Actinopteri; Cypriniformes; Cyprinidae. Gene Ontology annotation, molecular function: monoatomic cation channel activity. The coding region runs from base 96 to 1187 and encodes 363 amino acids. The record is from RefSeq and is a predicted model, not a curated record.